GAUUUCCCGCUUUCCCCAUGCAGUAAGAUCUUAAACAGAAAGAGCUAGGACAUCUAACUGUUUACCAUCAAAAUUUAUACCAUCUUUCCAUCGUGGUUUAGCCAAGUGGACGGCUCUUCCCACAAUGUCAGCUGCCACAGAUGAAAUAUCUGCAGGAAGUCAGCAAACUCAUAAGGAGGAAGGAAAAGAGGGACUUUCUAAGUUACCAGCUAAAAUCAUUGCAAACAAAGUGUCUGGCACUGUUAAGUGGUUUAAUGUCCGCAAUGGCUAUGGGUUCAUCCAUCGCAAUGACACACAAAACGAUGUGUUCGUUCAUCAAACUGCUAUUGUCAAAAACAAUCCCAACAAGUACUUACGUAGUGUUGGAGAUGGUGAGACAGUAGAGUUUGAUGUCGUCGAAGGUGUGAAGGGUCAUGAAGCCAUCAAUGUGACCGGACCUAAUGGUGAACCUGUGCAAGGUAGUAAAUACGCACCUGAUAAAAGACCAAGGUAUGGAGGUUAUCGAAGAGGGAGGGGUAACAGAGGUGGUUACCGUGGAGGUAGAGGUGGCUACCGUGGAGGAAAAUCUGAUGUUGCUGAAGAUAGAAGUGAUAAAGAUAAUGAGCCUGAAGACAAAGAGGCUACUUCUGAACAUGAUGAACAACCUAAAAGACAAGCUUUCCGAGGACGAGGCAGAGGAAGGGGAUAUGGUAGAUAUCGUCGUCGUCCACAGCGAAGUGAAGGAUCAGGUAAUGAGUAUGCUUCUCAAGAUGAAGGUCGUAAAGGAGAUCGUGAUGAGGAAAGUGAGCGUCAAGAGGGUAGUGCGAGAGGAAGACGUCCAAGAUGGUUUAGAAGAAGACCUAGACGUCCCCCACAAAGUUCUGGUGACGAAGGUGAGCGUUCUGAUCGUCAAGAAGAAGAACGAAGUACCCAACAAAGAAAUGAUGAUAAACCUGCUGGUGAUGGACAGAAGCAGCCAAAGCCAAGGCGACCCCGUUAUCGAAGGCCGCGUGAUAAAGGAGAUGCCAAUAAUGAACAAAAGGCUCCAAAUGAUCGAGAAGAGGCUAAAUAAGCCUGUUGUGUCUGUGGCUAGGAUUUUCAAUAGAAUUCAAAAUCUUGUACAUAAUUCUUAUAACACCACUUGUUUAGUUAUGGACGUGGUAUAUCAUCUUAUUUUAAAAUCAAAGUUUAUCCUAUUCAGUUUUUUUUCCAACUAUUGUACGGAUAUUUUUUUUUUUGUGUAGUUUUUCAAUUAAAAGACUUUGUGUUACUACAUUAAAUUGAUCAAAAUCACUGCAAUAAAUGUAUUAUAUCUAAA
This is a messenger RNA of Hydra vulgaris (swiftwater hydra), 1297 nucleotides long. Its product is annotated as Y-box factor homolog. The record is from RefSeq and is a predicted model, not a curated record. Lineage: Eukaryota; Metazoa; Cnidaria; Hydrozoa; Anthoathecata; Hydridae. Gene Ontology annotation, cellular component: nucleus. Gene Ontology annotation, biological process: regulation of gene expression. Gene Ontology annotation, molecular function: nucleic acid binding.